ACCCGAUUUCCAACUUUCGUACGGUUCGAAGUUCCACCCGAGACUUAAAGCCGAUCUAAAUCCGGUGCUAACUCUUGCCGACUAUUUUUAAACCCGGUACGACUCAACGAAUCAGUUUUCUUUCAGUCGGGUGUUUAACUGGUUCCUCGGCCACUUUCAUCUCACUCAUAUCUUGACGAAAACGCAACGAACGAUACGCUGACAGCAGUUUGGACAGGGUAAACAUCAUCCAAAAGAAUACCGUACAAACAUUUCACAAUACAUUCUGCCUCUAAACUAUGCAUAAAUUUAUAUCAAAGUAAAAAUAUAUAAGGAAUGAGCGAGAGUUGAAUAGAAGAUAACUGUGAAAUAAAGUGAUUCAAACUGUCCAAUAUGCUGAAGAAAAGGUUCCCAUCGUUGGCCAGCAUUGGGUCGGAUGGGAAUACUGCAUUCCUCAGAGCGGCGCGAGCUGGCCACUUGGACAAGGUCCUCGAACAGCUGAAGAAUAAUGUCGACAUCAACACUUCCAAUGCGAAUGGUUUGAACGCGCUUCACUUAGCGUCUAAAGAUGGUCACAUGAGCGUCGUUUCUGAGCUCCUCAAGAGAGGAGCCAAUGUUGAUUCAGCCACUAAGAAAGGAAACACUGCACUUCACAUUGCUUCCUUAGCUGGGCAAGAAGAAGUUGUCAAGCAUCUCGUAGAACAUGGUGCUUGUGUUAAUGUUCAGAGUCAAAAUGGCUUCACGCCGUUGUACAUGGCUGCCCAGGAAAAUCACGACUCGGUUGUCAAGUUUCUGCUGGCGAACGGAGCAAACCAAAGUUUGGCUACUGAGGAUGGUUUUACACCGCUGGCUGUUGCGAUGCAACAAGGCCAUGACAAAGUUGUUGCGGUUUUGCUUGAGAAUGACACCAGAGGCAAAGUUAGACUACCAGCAUUGCACAUCGCAGCUAAAAAAGACGACUGCAAAGCAGCUGCUCUUCUUUUACAGAAUGAGCAUAAUCCAGAUGUAACGUCCAAAAGUGGGUUCACCCCAUUACAUAUAGCGUCCCAUUAUGGCAAUGAAGGUAUUGCUAAUCUUUUACUGUCCAAAGGUGCUGAUGUUAAUUUUGCAGCUAAACAUAAUAUUACCCCUCUCCAUGUUGCGGCAAAAUGGGGAAAAGCGAACAUGGUUUCAACUCUUCUCAGCCGUGGAGCCAAUAUUGAAGCGAAAACGAGGGAUGGUCUCACUCCGCUUCACUGUGCAGCAAGAUCUGGCCAUGAGCAAGUCGUUGAUAUGCUUCUCGAACGAGGUGCACCUAUCAGCGCUAAGACAAAGAAUGGUUUAGCUGCACUCCAUAUGUCUUCCCAAGGAGAUCAUGUAGAUGCUGCUCGAAUUCUCUUAUACCACCGUGCUCCCGUUGACGAUGUAACAGUCGAUUAUUUAACUGCACUGCAUGUCGCAGCUCACUGCGGUCAUGUUGGUGUUGCCAGAUUGUUGCUCGACCGAAAAGCCGACCCAAAUGCACGAGCCCUCAAUGGUUUCACGCCACUUCAUAUCGCAUGUAAAAAGAACAGGAUUAAAGUCGUUGAGCUCUUAUUGAAACACGGAGCCUCAAUCGAAGCAACCACAGAGAGUGGGCUCACACCUUUACAUGUCGCGAGUUUCAUGGGUUGUAUGAACAUUGUGAUUUAUCUAGUACAAAAUGAAGCUGGCCCUGAUGUGACCACAGUGAGAGGUGAAACUCCACUUCAUUUAGCUGCCAGAGCAAAUCAGACUGACAUUAUAAGAAUUCUCCUUAGAAACGAUGCCCAAGUUGACGCCAGAGCAAGGGAGCAACAAACUCCACUUCAUAUUGCAUCAAGGCUUGGCAAUGUUGAUAUUGUAAUGCUGUUACUUCAGCACGGCGCUAGUGUCGAUUCAACAACAAAAGAUUUAUACACAGCACUUCAUAUUGCAGCGAAAGAAGGUCAAGAUGAGGUGGCGUCAGUUCUUCUUGAAAAUGGAGCUUCUUUGGAAGCAACUACUAAGAAAGGAUUCACACCUCUGCAUUUAGCUGCUAAAUAUGGUCAUAUGAAUGUUGCCAAGUUGUUACUGAGAAGAGAUGCUCCUGUUGAUGCUCAAGGCAAAAAUGGAGUCACUCCUCUGCAUGUCGCAAGCCAUUAUGAUCAUCAAAACGUGGCUUUGCUCCUUCUGGAGAAAGGUGCCUCUCCUCAUGCUACAGCUAAAAACGGCCACACACCGCUUCACAUUGCAGCAAGGAAAAACCAAAUGGACAUUGCAACGACACUUUUGGAAUAUGGUGCUAAGGCAAAUGCUGAAUCUAAGGCGGGCUUCACACCACUUCAUCUUUCAGCACAAGAAGGUCAUGCAGAUAUGUCAAAUCUUCUUAUAGAGCACCAAGCCGACAUCAACCACAAAGCAAAGAAUGGUUUAACCCCGCUUCAUCUCUGCGCGCAAGAAGACUGCGUAGAAGUUGGCACGAUCCUCCUUAAAAACAACGCCCAAGUCAACUGUACCACCAAGGCCGGCUAUACACCCCUCCACGUCGCGAGCCACUUUGGUCAGAUGGGCAUGGUCAGACUCUUGCUGUCCCACGGUGCAAACGUAACACCAACUACAGCAGUCAAUUACACUCCUCUGCACCAAGCGGCUCAACAGGGCCAUUCAGGCAUCGUCAACGCCUUACUGGAGGCUGGAGCCAACCCUAAUGCAACUACAAAUCAAGGGCAGACGGCUCUUUCAAUCGCUCAGAAACUUGGCUACAUCAGUGUCGUCGAGAGCCUGAAAGGAGUUACAGACACUCCCAUUUCCCCCACUUCGGCUGAUGAGAAAUAUAAAGUGGUGGCACCAGAGACGAUGCAAGAAACUUUUAUGUCAGACUCCGAAGAUGAAGGUGGUGAUGUGCUCGGUCUAGAGUAUGGCUUUACACCCGCCCAUCCACACGUCUAUCUACCCUACUUUCAGGGCGACUCCAUAUUCACUCGUGAAGAAACCAUGUUGAGUGAGCAGCCUUACCACUAUCUUACUGUCGACGAAAUGAAGGGUCUAGGUGAUGAUUCACUACCGAUUGAUGUGACCAGGGAUGAAAGAGACAACCGGGACAUGGGACCACCAACAGCAAUAGAUGACACAAUCAGCCCACAACACAUCAAAGAAAGCUAUUCACAGUUUACAACUGCUGAUAAUGUUGACAUUACCAAACAUCCUCUUCAUGUGGGAAAGUUGCAAUGGAGGAACUUUUUGGUGAGCUUUUUAGUAGACGCAAGAGGUGGUGCUAUGAGAGGCUGCCGACAUUCAGGCGUCAGGGUCAUUGUGCCGCCUCGGCGUGCUUCUAUGCCGCUCCGCGUGACAUGUAGAUAUCUCAAAAGGGACAAACUACCUCACCCACCUCCACUCAUGGAAGGUGAAGCUCUUGCAAGUAGGAUUUUAGAACUGGGCCCGGUCGGCGCAAAGUUCCUUGGCCCUGUCAUGAUAGAAGUGCCUCACUUUGGCUCACUUCGUGGUAAAGAGAGAGAAAUUGUCAUCCUACGAUCAGACAAUGGUGAAACAUGGAGGGAACACACGUUUGAAGCCACUGAAGAAGCUAUCCACGAUGUCCUCAGCCAUAGUUUCGAAAAAGAUGAAAUCAAUCAGGUCGACGAUAGCGGAAGGACGACAAGGAUUUUGACAACCGAAUUCCCUCACUACAUCGCUGUCGUGUCAAGGGUCAGACAAGAAGUGCAUGCAAUCGGACCGGAAGGCGGAAUGGUCUCGUCGACAGUCGUACCUCAGGUCCAAGCGGUGUUCCCACACGGAGCUCUAACAAAGAAGAUCAAAGUAGGCCUUCAGGCGCAGCCUAUACCAACUGAAUUGACAGCUAAGCUUCUUGGGAAUCGAGUUGCCGUUUCACCGAUUGUGACAGUCGAACCUCGAAGACGAAAAUUCCACAAGCCGAUUUCGCUCACGAUACCUGUCCCGCAAGCCGCCAACAAAGGGAUGAUAAACCAGUACAGCGGAGAUGCACCGACUUUAAGACUUCUUUGUAGUAUCACAGGUGGUACGACACGUGCUCAAUGGGAGGAUGUUACCGGUUCGACACCACUUACAUUUGUCAAUGACUGCGUUUCGUUUACUACCACAGUUUCUGCCAGGUUCUGGCUCAUGGACUGUCGCAACAUAUCAGAAGCUACAAAAAUGGCGACCGAAUUGUAUCGAGAAGCGAUUCACGUACCUUUUAUGGCCAAGUUUGUUGUUUUUGCAAAGAGGGUAGACACGACAGAAGCAAGACUUAGGGUUUUCUGUAUGACAGAUGAUAAGGAGGACAAGACUCUAGAACAUCAAGAACAUUUCACUGAAGUUGCCAAGAGCAGAGAUGUUGAGGUUCUAGAAGGAAAAAUGCAAUAUUUGGAAUUUGCUGGAAAUCUUGUCCCGGUGACAAAAUCAGGUGAACAACUCCAGUUAGGCUUCAGGGCUUUCAAAGAAAAUAGGUUGCCUUUUACUGGUAGAGUUAAAGAUCCUCAUGCUGAUGCCCUUGGCAGAAUCAUAUUUAUGCGAGAACCAAAGGUGGCUAAAGGCGAUGCUCCACAACAACCAAUAUGUAUAUUAAAUAUUGUUUUGCCAGAGGAAAUUAUUCCUGAUUCUGAUCUUCACGACCAAGAAACUCCUAAACAUUCUUACAUUACACACACAAGUGGCUUACAAAGGCUGUCAGACAUUAGCAAUCUCCUCGGCGAAGACUGGGUGAAACUAGCGAACGAAUUAGACAUAAGUACCUCAGAAAUUAAUAGCAUAAAGACUGAAUUAUGUGAUCUUAGUGAGGCCCAACAGGGAUUUGCAUUGCUCAGGCUUUGGCUCCAGAGUGCUGGAAACAAAGCAACAGCUUCAGCACUGGAAAAGGGCCUUAGGAAUAUUGGUAGAGAUGAUAUUAUACAACAAACUGUGUUUAGCAUGGACCAAACUGAUCCCUAUGUUCUAAGCGAAGACCUUAGUCCUUCUUAUACCACUUGCCACAACGUGUUUAGAAAAACUAUAACAGUCCAAAAAGAAAUUAUAACGGAUAAGAGAAAAGAAGGAAAGCAAAUUCCAGUGAAAGAUGCCAUUGACAAACAUGAUCACGAUGAAAAGAAAUACAGUGCAGAAGAAAAAGAGGUUGAAGAAGAGUUGCACAAAAGUGUGUCAGAGAGAAAGAAGGAAAUUGAAAAAAGACUGUCUCAGGACUUUGACGAUAAGAAAAAGGAAAAGUUUACGACGAAAGAAACAAAAACAAUAGAGGAAAGUAUGAAAACGAGUAUCAAAACUGCAGAAAAAGAUAAAAAACUGCUGGACGAGUUGGGCGAAAAAGAGAUAGCCGAAGAAAAAGCCGUUUCCCCUGAGCCAGCGCACUUGUCCUUUGACGAAAAGCGAAAAUCAUUCGAAAUGGGAAUUACGCCAAAAGAAAAAAUCAAACAGCUAGAGAACCUGCAGAAAUUCAUAAAAGAAGAGCAAAGCAUGGCGCAGGAAACUGUGACUGUUGUCCAAAGGGAAAAAUCCGUGGAAAAAGGUGUUGUUGAAGAAGAAAGCCUUUCAUUCCAAGAGAAACGACUGUCAUUCGAGCAAGGUCUUGCAAUGAAAAAGCCAGGAGACAAGCUACCAUCAUCUGAAACACAGAAGGAUGUAUCAGAAACAAAAGUGACAACAGAAUUUACAAAAGUAGAUGAAAAGCAUACAGCUGAUUACAGACGAGACUCAGAAUUAUUUGAAGAAGUGAGUCAGGGAUUAGGAAAAUUAAAAACUGGAGUCAUCAAGGCACAACCACAAGAUUUAUUGUCUCCAAUGGUAGUUAAAACACCGCCGCCAAGCCCCGCAGAAUUCAGCAAAGAACCUCCAGAUAACAAAAAAUGGUCUUCAGAUAUCCAAACAUCUUUGUUAUCUGGUGAAGGGGAGCGACACACAACAGAAACGACCAAAGAAGCAAUAGAUCCCAAAAAAAUUCUUAAUAUGGCUAGGAAUCCGGAUGAAAUAAUUAGUUGUCCCAAAGCGAGUUGUCAAAGUUCUUAUGACAACCUUAAUGGUAUUUUAUAUACCGAACUUCAAGAAGAGUCAGUUUACCCACCGCAACUUGGUUAUUCAGAGAUCGAGAAUGAAUUAAUCUUUCAAAACGAAGGUUCAGCAGAGUCGACGAUUAGCCUGGCUUUUGACACAGGGACGGAAAGUUUCAGCGAACUUUUAUUUUCGUUAUCUGACUCGGAGACGGAAUCUCCGGACGACUCCGUUUCUACAAUUAAAGGCACCGAGACUUGUGGUAUACUUUAUAAAAUGAGUGAGCAAAUUGACAAAGUCCCGUUAAUGCUUCAUAAGCAGAAAAGCAAUGACAGUGCCGAUUCGAUAGAUUCUGACUUUUGUUUGAAAUUGAGUUCAAUCGACAGCCUUCAAAAUUAUCUCACAGCGAAUGAUCCAUCUACAGACCAGGUAAAAUCAGAUACAUCGCCAACUUACUCUUUUGAAAAUUUGGAAUUGAAAAAGUUAGAAGAGACAAUUGAUCAUAUGUUGAAUGACAUAAAAGUAGAAGAAGAAUUGUUUUACACAAACUUUCCUCACUUGAGGAAUCCAGAAGUCCAAUCCAUGGAGAUUGAAGGUAUAAAAGAAGUAAAUGAUUCAGAGGAUGCAGUAGACUCUUUGAAUGCGAUUGAAAACCAAAUUUCCAAACUUUUAAAUGAUGUCAAUUCAGAUCGGCAAAACCAUCAAUUGGUCAAUGACUCACAGCAAGAAACAGAUUUGGAAAAUAAAUGUUGGAAUAUGAUAACCGCAAGGAUUGGCAAUGAGAGUCCAGUUACUGGUUUACAUACUGUACAAUUUAGAGAAUCCAGUUGCACACCUUCUCCGGUCGAAUCGUAUAGUACAAGUGAAGAUGAAUAUGAAGUUGAGAAACCUAAAGUUCAAUUAGAAGUAGGACACAAAAGUGGAGGAGCAAUAAGCAUUCUGGUCAAAAGCAACCCUCUUGUGGUGAAAAAGAAGUCAAACAUGUCAUCUCAAAAGUUCAACCGAUCGUUGCCAAGUCUACACCCAUCUAUACUGAGCCUGCCCUUAAGGGAACACAAAUCAGUUGACAGUGUUUUUUCAUGUGAUAGCACGCCAUUGGACUAUAAGACAACCAGUAUUGAAUACAUUGUACCAUAUCCUGGAAUGGAGUUAGAAAGCUCUGGAUAUUGUUAUUGGUCAAUGCCAAAUGAGCCAGAAGUUAGUGUGUAUGGGGAAGGAAUCGAAGAAAAGACAAUUUCAAAAGAAAUCAAACAAGAAAUUCUAACGAAAGAUGCAGAAGAUAAGAAAGAAACAAAACAGGAUUCAGCUACAGAUGUUUCAAAACACUUGACGGAAAAAUUGCUUGCUUCUGAAAGACCAAAAGAUGAAACUGUCAAAGAGGAAGUUGAAGAAAAAUUUAAAAAAGAUGCAAACUUUACUGAUAUGAGUGAUCAAGAUCUACUGAUUGAUGAGGGUGUUUCUGAAGAUGUUGAAAUUUCAUUUAGUGUUGAGGAAGAUGGUACAAGUGAAAAGUAUGAAUACAGUGAUGACGACACUUCACCAACAAAACCGUAUAUUACAACUCCCACCCAAACCAGAAGGAAUACAGGCAUCGGUGGAUCACAGCGUUUAUCACAAGGAGAAAGACCUACUGUUAGAGUUGUCACUGAUUUUUUGGUAGACGCGUAUGAAAGUGACGAAGAAGAAAACUACAUGGUGACAGAACCAUACGAAAGACCACAGGAAGCAAAACGAAACAUAAAAAUCCGUUUCAGCCCUGAUUUGUAUGACGAUGAUGAAAAAAAACCUUCUAUAGAAGAAGUUAAAGAAGCGGACAAAUGUGAAGCAAGCAGAAAUGUAGAAAAAGUAGAAAAGUGUUUUGAAAGGAUGGCUUCUAAGACAAAAGAAGCUGAUCCGAAAGAAAGCGUACACACCGAAGGAGAAUUUGAGAAAAUGGUUUCACAGUUGUCGUUAGAGGAAGUAGACCAAGCACUUCAUCAAUGGGAAGCAGGCGGACUGACACCUUCAGACAUUGAUUCUAAAGAAAUUACUGUUAGUUCUGAAGAAAUAUCCCCAUCUCAACAAGAAAGCAGCCAUACACCGGAGAGAGAAGAGUCGGGAGAAAUACCACCAAUUCCUUCACCCCGAGUUCCUGUCAAACCCCAAGAUUUUUCCACAACUCCAAAAAGCCCUAGCAUAGAACUGAGUGAAAAUGAAACGUAUACAACAAAGAAAAUGUUCUGGGAGCAAAUAUCUAGCGGCAGUACAGAAACUAUGCCAGAAAAGGAAACACCACCUGUACCCAAACCUAGAAAAAGCUUAACGUCUAGCACAGUUUCAUCAGAUGUAAUGAAAAGUGUUCAAUCAAGCUAUUCAGAUGCUUCCGGAAAACUAGAAGCUUCAGAUAUAGAUGAAGAUAGUUUAAACGUCCAAAGUACCACAACUACUGAAAAAGUAGUUGCUGGAUUUACUAAGGAACCCUCGCUAAGUCUGGAAGGUGAUAAUUCUGAAAUAGAGUACAUUAAAGCUCAUGAAUUAGAGGAAUUAAGUUAUGAUAAUGAUGCGUUCAAUUUGUGUGAAACUGAUGAAGUUCAAGCUUUGCCAAAACACAGAAAACCAAUUUAUGAGAGAUCAGUCUCUUUACCUUGUGAUAGCUCAAUAGAAAAUAGCAACGUACGAGCAAAGAAACGGGUUUUUGAAGCACAAAUCAAGAAGGAAAUGGUGGUAGAACAAUUAAUGGCACAAUUAGAAGAAGAAUCAUCCCCUGAACACAAAUCCAUUGAACAAAAAACAAAACCACCAACUCCAAAUGCACAAGCUAUGGUAUCUCGACAGAUUCAUAGUGAUAUAUUUAGCAAUGAACUUGAAGAACAAAUUGAAUUUCACAUACCAGAAAAUAAAGAAAUUGUAGAAAAGGUUGUUUCCAGCUCAAUACAGAAAGUAGAUGAAAUGCAUGAUUCAAAAACCGAAAUUAGUGCAAUAGUAAAAGAACACAAAGAAUCUUAUGAUUCUACUUUAAGUACAAAUGUGCAAGAAGCCUUGCAAUAUAAAGCUGAUGCUAUUUCUAAGCCUUCAGAUUCACUUGAAGUCCAUGUUGAUAAAAGUGAAUUGGAAGACAGUGAAAAAGAAAAAGAAAUAGACGAAGAGAUAAAAACGAUGAAAGGGCUGAAAGAGGCAGGAGUGCCGAUGCCAUCUGUGUCUGAUAAAGAAAAAUUUGGCUCACUCACUUCCAGCCAGGGAGAAAGUGAAGACACAUUUUCUGAAUCAGACGUGACACCAGAAGAUGCGAGGUUCAAAGAAAAUCAGGAAAUUACUGAUUGGGCAUUGUCUGAAAAGAAUGGAAAAUUAAACUUAGAUGCGGAAGACACAAUAAAACAAAGGAUUGUUUACACCCCUGAAGAACAUAUUCCGGACACAGUUUGGGAAGUUCCUGUUCAAGAAGAAGUGGAGGCAAUGGAAGAAGAAACAGUUCAAUUCCCAACUUCUGAAAGCAAAAGUGUGACUAUUUCCAGCAUUAAAGAAGUUGUGAUGAGUGAAUCUGAGGCUCGUAAAAUAGCGGAAAAUGUUGUAGAUGAAAUUGAAUCCAAAUUAUUACAUUGUGAAGGGGUCACAAAAACAAUAAAUGUUGAAGACGAUUUCGAAAUGGUAGAAAAACACUCAGAGAUCAGGAGUUCUAUAGACUUAAGUGAACCACUUUCAAGAAAAAGUGAUCAGAUUAUGAAGUUGAUGAGAACCGAUACCACAACUUCCAGUAUGGAGAUAACUGAUGAAGAUUUAAGAAGUAGUGGGGUUGAAACAGACAACUCACCAUUAGAGAGCCAAGCUGGGCGGUUAGAACCGCUGGAUGAAGGAAAUGACAGCAGUGAUGAUGUAGAUAAUCAAGAAUUAGAUCAAGAACCAUUUGGAAAAGAAGUAGUUGAAAAGACACUUGCAGAAGUGAAACAGUCAUUAGAAGCCGUCAAAGAGGAAUUGAUCGAGGAAAAGAAAAAGAAAAAAGACAGCAUUACAAAAGAAUCUCCUUCAGAAUUUGAAUUUAAAUCUGUUUCACUGGAAAACACGUUUAAUGAAACUAUCCAGGAAUGUCAUCAUGAAGAAAUGUCAUCCGUACAAACAUACAAGCAAUCAUUUGAAACUCAAAUAAUUAAUGAAUCAUUAAUCAAAGACCUAGAAUCUAGAACAGAAAAGGAAUCUGAAUCAACUAAAGAUUUAGUGAAAGAUAAAGAACAAGAAUUCCUCUCCAAAUCAGAGGAAGUAGCAGUUGAAAAGACAACACAGAAAACUUUACAAGAGGUUCAAAGCAAUGUAGAGAUGAAAGUUGAAGAAAGCGUAGUUACAGAAACUACAGAAAAAUUAUUACGAGAUAAUACAAAAAUUAAGUUUACAGCAGAUACUUUAGAUUCGUCAGAUUCUCCUGUUUCAGAAACAAAGCCAGAAGAUCGAAGAUCGCCUGUUCAAGAUGAAGGUGGCUCUACCUCCUCAUCAUCAGAACAAAAAUUUGGCUCUGAUGGAGCUGAGAUAGGUAGUUCAUUUGUAACAAGAAAACACAAAAAAACACACGUUACUGUAAAACAAGAUCAGAAAUCUGAUUGUGAACUUUAUUCAAGUUCUGGUGAAAGUCAUUAUCAAUCUUUUGAACAAACAUCAGACAGCAUAAAAACGCCUGGUAGUCGCCCACUGUCAUCUGAUAUAGAGGGUUUGGUAGCAAAUAUGAGUGGUGCGACAGGUUCAUCUGAAUACGAGUCAGCAAUAUCCCAUGAGAUUUCUGGUCAUUCUACAACAAUAACUUCAAAAGAAUAUCACACUGCUGUCAGUUCUCUUAGUUCAAGAGAUUCCAUGAAAUCACUCGACUCAGAAAGUUCAGGUAAUUUAGCUAGUGUAGAAGUUUCAAGUGAAGCUUCAGAAACAUUAGUACCAUCGGCGAUGGAACUUGAAAAAGAUACAGAUGGUGAAAGUGUUAUGGCGAAAAGUGGUAAACAGUCUCAUAAAGUCGAAGAACAAAUAAAGAUGCAAAGUUUUUCUGAAUCAAUUGAACAAUCAGUUAGCUUUGAUAUAUCAACAGAAGAUUUAUCUGAGGAAGAGGUGCCUGUUCUUGACCAAGAGUCAUCAGCACGCAUGAAAAGGUCACAUGAAAUGACAUUCCAACCAGAACCAAGACCGAUCAUUGCAGAAACCGACAUCAAUAAAAGUCUUGAAGACAAAUUUAUGGCAAGUAUUGAAGAUGUCAGUAGCUUGGUAAGCAGUUUAGACACUACUGCAUUAAACACAGUCGUGGAACUGUCAAAAACAGAAUCUGCAAGAAUGGAUGGCUCAGGUACAUCUGAACAAUUAAGUUUAACUGUAUCAGCUACCUCUGAGGCGUUCAGUAUUUCAGAUUCUAAAGAACAAGAAGAAGUGGAUACUGUUGUGAGUAAAGUGGAAUCAGUUUCUACCCAGUCUCCUUCCUUAAGGUCAUCCGAUCUGCUCGAAUCUGUUACAAUUACUACUUCUUCCGUUGUAGAACAAGGAGUACAAAGUGUUUGUACUCAAGUGACUUCAAAAACUACAUCCCACAGCAAUGGGCCUACACAAGUGGAUUAUGUUCCUGAAUAUGAUGAAGGAGAACCUGAAGUGAAAAAAAGAGGUCAUCGAAGGAAUGGAAGCACAAGUUUUCGUCCAUCAAUGAUACCUGUUUUUCACACCAGGCAAGUAGAAAAAAAGAAAUCAGAAGAUAUUGCAGAAGAUACUGCUGAAAGUGAUAAAUACAGUGAAUCUUUGACUUUAAAAGAAGGCGCUCAAGAAGAAAAGAAGGAUAUUGAUGAAGCAGAACGCCUAGAAGAAGAGUUUUACCAAACGGAAGCCGACCAAGGUUUACAUCGAGAUAUAAGAGAAGGCAGAGUUGUUUUGGAAGACACUUACGUUCAUGACGAUAUAAAAAGUUAUGACUAUGAUAUAAGCGCUUCUGUAAGCAAAUCAAGACUUCCUUCAGCAGCUUUCUCAGACGAUCAUGCAGAUUCAGAAUUGGCAGAAUUAUUAAAACAAUGCUCAACAGAUAUUAUUACAGAAGAUCCAAUAGAAAGACCCAAAACACCUGAACCAAUUGAAGAAUGUGAAAUCAAAGAUGAUACACCAGAAUUCUCAUCAGAAGCACAAGCCAGCGUGACAGAAUUAGAAAUGGAAUACUCUGGUGCUUUCAGUAGAACAAGUGAAUAUGAAGCCCACAUUAGUCCCAUCCGAGAAAAAGGGAUGAUGCCAUAUGAAUCUUUGGAACAAGUCGAGCAUGAACAAGAAUUAACAGAAGCUGAAGCUGCUUUCCACAGUGGACUACCCGAUACCUCUUUGCCCAAAACUAUUUUCGAAAAAUCAAUAGUUGAAAAACACGAACUUGAAACCCAAGAACUAAGCUUAAAAGAGGAACCAACUGAUACAAAGUUGAGAUCUUCUCCUGUACCUGGAAUUACAAUAACACAGCAUGUAAGUCAAACGUUGAAAGAUAGUUUUGAUAAUUUGGAAGGGCCUGUAACACCCUUACCUUCUAGUGCAAUACCAGAUAAAGAAAAGCAAGAAGUAAGUAGUGAGAAGUGUUUUACUUUUACAGAAGAUAAAUAUCAAGAAUUAUUAGCAGAUGAACCAUUUCCAUCAGAAGACACUAGUGCUGAUUUGAGACAAGAAUCAAAAGAUGAAUCUAUGACUGAUUCUCCAACUAGUGAUUCUUUUGAAAUUUUAGAAAAACCGGACAUAGCAGAUGAGUUUGUAAUAAUAGAAGAAGUUGCUAAAGAAGCCGAAGAACAAGACACAGAAGGAAAAGGGAUAUUAAUUUCACAGGCAAGGCCAAUUUCAAGGCCGUAUAAACAGCCAGAAGAAGAUGAAAUUUUAGUUUCUCCACCGACUACCACGACAAAGCUCACUAAAUUGAAGUAUUACAGCGGUGGAAAUGAAGAAGAUAUAUUAUUUGAUUUUGAUUCUGGAAGCCCUUCAAAGAAAGAAGUUUCAGAAGAGAAAGUUGAAGCAUCAUCAACUGAAAGUUCACCACCAGUGGCAGGAGAGCAAGAUUUUAAACCCGAAGUCGAAGCUGGGAAAAAAUGGAUGGAAAUGCAAUUUCAAGGUGAGCCUGUAGCACCUAUCUAUGGCUAUGACAUAGAAUUUGAAAGAGGACCUCUAGAAGAUAUCAAAGAGGAAGAUAUCAACGAUUUAGAGAGCAGUAGUAAAAUUGGAAGUAUGGGAAGUCAAGUUAGUCAUUCCAUCGGAAGUUUUGGAAGUGUGAAAGCAUCUUUAAGUAGCACUCCUGAUUAUGAUGUUUUAGCAGGUCGCAAAUUUUUUACACGGUCAGGUGAGCAUGAUGAUGUCUCAAUGAGUUCAUUACAAGAAUUUGAAAGAUUAGAAAAUCUUAUAGCAUUAGAAUCGACUAAACACAGAUCCCUUGGCUCACAGGAUUCACUUACAAGUUCAAGCAAUAGUAGAAAACACGGCAGAAGUGCAGGAGAUGAUAUAUCCCUUGCAUCACUAAAAGAAUUUGAAGGCCUAGAAAGCGCUUGCAUCGCUGCAGAACAUAUUGAAAAAAAAGCAAAAGCCGAAGAAGAAUCACUCCUAUCGGAAAUAGAAGAGGGGCAUGAGAGUCAAACUUCAGAAUCAGAAAGUUGCACAACUGUCUCUGCAGGUGGUAUCAACAGGGCAGAAUCGGAUGAAGAUGAUUACGAAAGGCGAAUGUUUGAAAUUGAUGAAAUCAUCAGGCAGGCACAAACAAAUGUAGAACAGUUCAUGGGCCAACAGAAAGAUUUUACCGAGAGUGGGAUAAAAUGUGAGACAUUGGGAAGAGCCGAUUCAAUAGAAGAAAUAUCUAAAGUACCAGAAUUGGACCUAGAUCAACCAGUUAGUUACAGUAGUGGUAAAAGCUAUAUACAGCACUGGGAAGACCUAGGUGAAGAUCUUCUAACAAGUACAGAUUCACUGGAAGUUAAAACACAAAUAUCAAAAACGAGUAUCGCUGAUCCAUUUACAACUAGUACAGAUUCCUUAGAAUUAAAAAUUUCACAUGAUGUAAUGUCUAUAAGCACUGACUCGAUAGAAGCAUCACAAAAAGACAAGAAAAAAGAUAUAAUGACUGAUUCUAUUGAAAUGGGAGAUAAACGUGCUAAUGUAACAUCCACUGAUUCGCUAGAAGGCAAAGUUACUCAAGCCAGUUCAAUUGAUGAAGAUGAGCAACAAGGAGCAGGAGCAGAUCAAAGCAGCUCCAGUGGCAAAGAAGGAGAUUUAAGUUCUGGAAAAGAAGACAGUGUUGAAGGAGCAGUUGGCAUGACGACUAAUAGGAUGCCACCUCCUAGAGCAGAAUUUCUACUCGGAAGCACUGAUUCUCUUGAACCAACUAGUUCUACAGCAACUCAUGCCACUUAUCAUUAUGAAACCGAUUCCGUAAUGUCUUCUAGCUUUACAUCAGGAGAUUCAACCACAAUGGUUGAUGACAACGAAGAAGAUGCUGCACGGGCCAGCUAUUGGUUCGACGAAGGAAAACCGUACGUCACAGAAGUAAUUGAGCCCAUUAUAGGAGAUGACGAAUUUCCACAGAUGAUACAUAGGACAGUCGAAAUGCCUCCUGAAAUCUGCAAGAUAACAUUUAAAGGAGAAGACGCCGAAAAGGGAUUACGAGAAUACAUUGAAAAGUUCGAUCCUGGUGAAGAUGUUACAGAAACUCGAGAAGUCGAUAAAGACGGUAAUGUACAUAUAAAAAGGAUUAUUCAAAAAAGGGUAGUGAUACGCCCUGAAGAAUUAGGUGGGGAUACGACCAAUCUCACAGGAUCAGAUUUGCAAAAAUAUUUGCAAUCAUUAACUGAUGCUCAAAUUGGUUCUACCUCUCCUUUACUCGAAACUUUCCAAAUUUCCUCCCCAAUCGAGUCUCAGACUAGUAUUACAACUAUACAACGGACCACUACCUCUUCUCAAGUCAAAGGAGAAACAGUAAAAUGUGAUCAGCAGCCUAAAGAAACGGAGAUCCCUCACCGAGGCUCACGCCCACCUCUAAAAUAUGACAUUAGUGUCGAUGAAGAUCCGGAAUAUGAUCCGAGAGAACAUGACUGGAGAUUUAACCUGCAUACACAUUUAGAGGGUGAAGAAGAGACUCAAGGUUUUGCUUCUGGAUCUAGCGUUGGAGCUACCAGAGCUGGAAAACAAGGAGACAAAGCAGAAAAGAAGUAAAAAAUAAAAACAUUUUAUUGAAGAGCUUGCCGAGAAGUGAAUGCCUGACUGAAUAGUUAUGAUCUUACGAAUAUUUGAUUCACUCACACAUAUUUCUAUUUUUGGGAGAAACCCAAAGUAAAAAAACACAUUUAGUUUAUUUAGGCAUUGAACUUGAGCAAAUAAUGCUUCCCACAAAAAGCUGUUUAAAAAAAUAUAUACAAAUAGGGAGAGUUGAUCAACUUUUAGCUUUAUAGUUUGUAUAACUUUCCAAGUGUAAAUGUCCCAAAGAUUUUUAAUGGUACACACACAUUUUAAAAAAAUUGACAGUGUUUUUUUGGUAAGUGGAGCUCUAAACAUUUUAUAAUAAAGUCUGAAAUGUGCCGUUGCCUAUAACACAGUUUAUAGUGCCUAUUAUGGAUACAUAACGUGUGAUUUAACAUAAAAAUCAAAUUUUAAAAAAUGCAAUUCCUUCAUACAUUUGCAUAAAUAUAUAAAUAUGAUUUUAACAGGCUAGAAUAUGAAAAUUAUUCAUGCUCAGCAAUGUACCACCAUAAGUAUUUUAUAUGUAGUGUUAAAUGGAAUUGUAUGUGAUAAUACCAAAAAUUGGAUAACAUGUCUAAGUUAUGAAAAGGAUAAUGCAAAAUGAUAACAAUAAUUAAAACAAAAAACAACUGUUUUUAUAAUGUGUCUCUCUACAGCAGAACGAAAACAAUAAAGCGAUUGGAAAUGGAUAUUUUUAUGAAUGAUAAAUUGCUAAUUUUAUAUUAUUAUAAAUAUUUCAUUAUUGUUGUCAAGCUUCCUGAACUUAUAUGGAAUACUAAAACUAAUGUACUAUAGCUUUUGCCUACAAAUAUUACUUAUUACUUAAAAAUUACAAGUUAAACGCUAAAAAUAUUCUAAUCAGGGAUUGGCAAUAUAAAGUUGUUGCAUACAAGCUACCGUGCCACAGCAAUACACUUGCUUAAAAUUUGUACUUUAGAUUAAAACUACAAGUCAUACAUAGAAAAAGAGUAAUACUAUUUAUUUACCUCAAGCGAGUAAAUACGGUAAAUUCUUGAUUGUGGAUAUUUAAAUGGAAUGGAUGGGUUAAAUUUUAACAUUAAGUGUUUGAAAACUGUGUAAAAUUGAGGUACAAUGUCAAUAUUUCUACAUGAUUAAAUGUAAUAUAAUACCCAAAUAAAUACUUUGAAUUUACAA
Molecule: messenger RNA, 16278 nt
Organism: Cimex lectularius (bed bug)
Lineage: Eukaryota; Metazoa; Arthropoda; Insecta; Hemiptera; Cimicidae
Product: ankyrin-3-like
Exons: 44
Coding region: 373-15099 (4908 amino acids)
Biological process (GO): signal transduction
Molecular function (GO): protein binding
Source: RefSeq, a predicted model, not a curated record